GUUACAAUUUGCAUUCAGUUGCGGUUCGAGUGCCCUCCGAGUAGGAGGUUUCCCAUCUAAAUAAUUCCGUUUCUAACAUCGAGAGCUAAAUGGCCCAUCAAUACUAAGCUGUACAAGUGCCAAAAAGUAUCGAAAAUAUAUUUAAUCCUCCCUACAGAUACUAUCCCUUACAGCUCUUCAGAAUGCAUGCCCUGGAGGUCCUUAUUUUCAUCGUGUCCUUGGCCAGGAUCGAGGCUUGUAAUCGAGCACCGUCAGGAACCACAGCAGCCAAGUCACCGGUGGACGAGAACUAUGUCUUAUCCGUAGGCGGAAAUGCCCAGAGUUAUGUGCCUGGACAGAAAUACAAUGUUACCCUUAGUGCCUUUGGCGGCCUGUCGUUUGUGAGCUUUAUGUUGGCCCUGGACUUGGAAACUGGAGACAGCGAGGCCGAUCUGAAUGCCGUGGGCUUCUGGGAAAUAAGCGAUCUGGCCGAGACUCGAUUCAGUCCAAGGUGCGCCAAUCUGGUCGAGAACACAAACACGAAUAUAAAAACCCGGGUGGAUGUGGUUUGGGUAGCUCCUACCAUGCCAGGACAAGGAUGCGUCCUGCUAAGAGCCACAGUACUACAGCAUCGGGAUGUGUGGUUCAUGGACGAUGGUUUCCUGACCAAAAGGAUGUGCGAGGAGGAGGUGGACGACAUUGACACUCAGCCCAGCAUCAUGGAUCCUUGCUGUGCCUGUGAUGAAGCCAAAUAUGAGCUCACCUUUGAGGGCAAGUGGUCGCGGCACACACAUCCCAAGGAUUUUCCGGCCAACAGCUGGCGUACCAGGUUCAGCGACAUCAUCGGGGCAUCCCACACCAUAGACUACAGGUUCUGGCAGUAUGGAGAGUUGGCCAGUGAGGGAUUACGGGAGGUGGCUGAACAUGGCUCUACCCGCACCCUGGAGAGUGAACUGAAGGAUCAGAGUGAACACAUCCGGACAAUCAUCAAGGCCCGGGGCAUAGCUUAUCCGAAUGUUACGGGAAAGACGUUCGCUGUUUUCCGAGUAGACUCCAGUCACCAUCUGAUAUCGCUGGUCUCCAUGGUGGAUCCGUCGCCGGACUGGAUAGUGGGUGUCUCUGGCCUGGAGUUGUGUCUGCCCAACUGUUCCUGGGUGGAGAACAAGGUGCACAAUCUCUAUCCCUGGGAUGCGGGCACAGAUAGUGGGCCUUCUUACAUGUCCGCAGAUCAGCCACAAGUACCUCCAGAUGUUAUCCGCCGCAUCAAGUCCAACUAUCCCAAUGAUCUUCGCUCACCCUUCUACGAUCCCACUGGCGCCCAGAUGAAGCCCCUGGCCACCUUGCACAUCAAUCGGCGACGCCUGUACGAAAAGAAUUGCGAAUCAACGGAUUCGGAACAACUACCGCCAGAAUGCGCCACCGAGGCGUGGUCCAAGUGGGAUGAGUGCACUACCAAGUGCGGACCCGGAAAGCAGUAUAGAACUCGUGAAUUCAAAAAUCCCGUGCUGGCUUCGCGCCAUCGUUGCAACAAUGCCCUCCGCGAGGAGAAGAACUGUGUGGGUCGCAAGUGCGCCAGUUUUAAUGAGGAAGAAGCCGAGGCGCAACAGGAAACCGGAGGAACUCCUCCGGGUGGCUACGAUGAUCCGCAAUGUGGCCUUUCCGAAUGGAGCGAAUGGUCCUCUUGCACAGUGACCUGUGGAACCGGUGAGAUGACCCGAUCCCGCCAUUAUCUCAACAAGAAGGCCAAAAAGAAGUGCCAGAAGGCGAGCAAAGUGCGUCUUCAGGAGACAAAGAUCUGCGAGGCAAUGGAGUGUGGUGGUGACAUCGAGAACGGUGCUGACGGAGGGAAUCCGGAAGAAGAACAAGCUGGUGGCGAAAAUGGUGGCUCUGCUGAGAAGCGUUCGAUUUUCCGGAAUUUUGAAAGCUACAGCCAGCACCGAGAGGACUACAUCCCGCCUGUUUGUGGAGUGACUCCAUGGUCUGAUUUCUCACCCUGUUCGGCUCCUUGUGGAGGACAUGGAAAGCGCCAACGUAUUCGCAAGGUCUGGAAUAACAACCAGGUCUACGGGGUCCAAGAUCCCAACUAUGAUGGUCCCGAUCCCUGUCGGCACAUCAAGUUGCAGGAGGAGGUGAACUGCACGAAUCCCAGCUGCGAUACCAUCGUGCCUGGUUUCUGCUACGAUCAGCUGAUGGACAGUCCCUGCCGGGACAGCGAUGUGGUAAACUUCUGGUACUACGACCACGUGAGCGACCAGUGUGCCAUCUACUGGUCGGAUCGGUGCGACACCAACCGCAACAAGUUCAAGUCGAAGGAGGAGUGCGAGGACACAUGUCGGGUGCCGCGGCACAAGCAGGAGCUCCAGCACGAUGGCCGUCCUCCAAUAGAUUGCCUGGUCUCCGAGUGGAUGGCCCACAUGUGCAAUGCCACCUGCGGCGAUGGUUACCAGUUGCGAACGCGUCGUGUCCUAAGAACUCCCAAGUACGGCGGUCGAUCGUGUCCCAAGCAUUUGGUGCGUCUGGACCGCUGCUAUCAGAGAUGCGAUGACAUGUACUCCAUAAGCAGUCGGGGAUUCGGUGAGCGAAGGCACGUGGUAAAGGUCCAUCCCAUGCCCGAGCGGGAUGAGUGCCGCUACUCGGAGUGGUCCGCCUGGACGCCGUGCACCGCCACUUGUGGCGACAAUGCUGUGCGCCAGCGAACCCGCACCCUCCUCAACACGGACAUGAGCUUCAAGUGCAAGGAUCGGGUUCGAAUGGAGAAGUGUGUGAUGAUGCCCUGCCUGCUGACCAGCAACGACGAUCCCGACAGGUGGUGACAGUUUCCUUAGCUGUAAUGAGUAUUAAUUGUAUCCCAAUUAUGUAAUCAUAUCGAAAAAAUAAAUCUAUCAAAUACUCUGGAUUAUUUCAAA
Molecule: messenger RNA, 2885 nt
Organism: Drosophila ananassae
Lineage: Eukaryota; Metazoa; Arthropoda; Insecta; Diptera; Drosophilidae
Product: spondin-1
Exons: 7
Coding region: 183-2792 (869 amino acids)
Biological process (GO): cell adhesion
Cellular component (GO): extracellular matrix
Molecular function (GO): serine-type endopeptidase inhibitor activity
Source: RefSeq, a predicted model, not a curated record